UGUCAAUUUGUAAUCUUGUGUUCGAUACCGGCAGUGUGGUUUGCUUAGCGAUUUUUCGAGAAAAUUCAGCAAAGUUAACGACGCUUUAUCACCAUUUACUUCAUUCCUACACAGAAACCGUUCGGUUUUCUUUUUAAUUCGUUUCCUGCCGUAAUCUCGCAUCAUCAAACAUCAUGACGGUCGACGAAGGCGUGGAUAUUUCGAAGGCGCAGGACCGCGGUGUGCUGAAGAGGAUCCUCAAGGAGGGCGAGGGUACGGAGACCCCCACCGCGGGCUGCUUCGUGCGCGUGCACUACACCGGCACGCUGCUCGACGGCAGCAAGUUCGACUCCAGCCGCGACAGGAAUGAACCCUUCGAGUUUCAACUGGGCAAGGGCUCUGUCAUCAAAGCAUGGGACAUUGGUAUUGCCACAAUGAAGAAGGGAGAGGUGUGCAUCCUGACCUGUGCCCCGGCCUACGCGUACGGAGACUCCGACAAGACCCCCAAGAUCCCACCUAACUCCACUCUACAGUUUGAGGUGGAGAUGCUGGAGUGGCAUGGCGAGGACCUGAGCCCCAACAAGAGCAAGGGCAUCCUGCGCCACAUCGUGGAGCAGGGGGAGGGCUUCGACACGCCUAAUGAUGGCGCGCUUGUCACUGUGGAGCUCGAAGGCAAGCUCCUAUCCGACGGCAAGGUGUUCGACACUCGCACCCUCACCUUCCCGCUGGGCGAGGGGGGGGAGGUCAAUGUCCCGGACGGGCUGGAGCGAGCGCUGGAGAAGUUCCUGAAGGGAGAGAAGUCCAGGGUCACGCUGAAGCCCAAGUACGCGUUUAAGUCUGAGGGGAACGCGGUGCUAGGUGUCCCAUCAAACUCAUCAGUAGAAUACACAGUAAAGCUCACCAACUUCGAGCGAGCCAAAGAAUCCUGGGCUAUGGACGGCCCCGAGAAGCUCGAACAAGCCAAGAUCUACAAGGAGAAGGGGACCAACUACUUCAAGCAGAGCAAGUAUCUGCUGGCCAUCAAGAUGUACAAGAAGGUCGUCACGCUGGUCGAUGACAUUCCAGCGGACACGAGCGAGACGGAAGAAAACAAAAAACUAGCCGACGAGUACCUCCUGUCAUCUCACUUGAACCUUUCCCUCGUAUACUUAAAAGUCUCUCCACCGCACUACUUCGAGGCCCGAGACCACGCUACUAAGGCCCUGGAUAAAGAUGAGAACAAUGUGAAAGGGCUAUUCCGCAGAGGUCAAGCGUUGCUGGGCAUGGGAGAGACGGAACAGGCUAUGAAGGACUUCCAGCAAGUGUUGAGUGCUGAGCCUCAGAAUAAGGCGGCGUCGAACCAGCUGAUAAUCUGCCGCAGCACGAUCCAGAAGCAGAAGCAGAAGGAGAAGCAGCUGUACGCCAACAUGUUCGACAAGUUCGCCAAACACGACGUGCAGGCGGAGAAGGAACGAGCUAAAGCCGAAGUGGACGUGAUAGGCGACGCGGUGGGCGAGUGGGGCGCGGGCGAAGGCGAGUGGACGGACCAGCAGCGGGCGCGGGAACCAACUGAAUUCGAGAAGGAGAACCCUAAUAUACUGUUGUUGGACAAGGAGGGGCAGUUUAAGAACAUGUGAGCGAGCGGGAUGGGUUGUGGUGAGGCGGUUGUGUAGGUCGUAUUCGAACUGGCGGCGAAGUUUUGUAGCAGUGAAAAUAAGCGUAUAAACCGCUAGGUGGCGUCUCUGCUGCGCUAUACAAAUUCGCGUUUACUCGCCACUACUGGAACGGAGUAAAAACUCGCUCUUUCCAUACUGAAUUGAAUCAUCAUCAGCAAUAAAAAGGCCACUGUUUGACAUUGGGAACGUCACAAAACUCACAAACUGUAUAAUAGCAAUGAAAUCGCAAUCAAUGGUAAAUACAUUUUUGAUCAAUUUUAGCUUGUUGGCCUCACAACCAAAUCUCAAAACCGUUAAGAGACAAAUGUAUGUUCAGCAGUCAGUAUUUUAGGGCUACUAUUUGUACGUAAUUAUCUAAGUAAAGCAUAAAAUUUGCCCGUUUAUUAGAAUACUUAUAUACCAUGACACGACCGCCCACAUCGCUUUAUAUUCAUAUUAUAUACAAAGAUCGGAUCUCGGCAAUAGUUUUCUAAUAUUUAGAACAAGCUAGCUUAGAUAUGCUGUGUGAUUUGGUGUGGCCAUGUAAUAAAAACACUUCUUUCUUAGAGGGUUAUAUGAAUCGUAAUUA
Messenger RNA from Plutella xylostella (diamondback moth), 2202 nucleotides. RefSeq names its product FK506-binding protein 59kD (gene Fkbp59). NCBI's taxonomy places the organism in Eukaryota, Metazoa, Arthropoda, Insecta, Lepidoptera, Plutellidae. The record is from RefSeq and is a predicted model, not a curated record. Gene Ontology annotation, molecular function: peptidyl-prolyl cis-trans isomerase activity; protein binding.